Messenger RNA from Megalops cyprinoides (Indo-Pacific tarpon), 2912 nucleotides. It is a transcript of the gene slc16a9b, whose product is annotated as solute carrier family 16 member 9b. The record is from RefSeq and is a predicted model, not a curated record. Bases 269 to 1765 code for a protein of 498 amino acids. Lineage: Eukaryota; Metazoa; Chordata; Actinopteri; Elopiformes; Megalopidae. Gene Ontology annotation, biological process: transmembrane transport; monocarboxylic acid transport. The transcript is spliced from 6 exons. Gene Ontology annotation, molecular function: monocarboxylic acid transmembrane transporter activity.
GCAACAAAAGCAGUACCUAGCGCAGCCUGAGCUCACAGUAGCUAUUUAAGUGGAGAGGAAACCCCAUUCUAGCCUCUAACUUCAAACUGUUACUUGAAGAGAUGUCGCUAAUAUCUCUCCGUUUUAUUUUAUUUUCAUAUGAAGUGCUAUGAUCCAAACCUUCACAUCAGCUCACCCUGCCAACUUUGCACUCACUUGAACGACAGCUUUGCAGGUGCCUAUAAUUGCCGAGGAAACCACAUUGAGACCUUAAAUCCUAACUCACAGGAUGAAUCCACAGAGCUCCAAGAAAGCCCUGGAUGGUGGCUGGGGAUGGGUCAUCGUGCUGGUGUCCUUCAUGGCCCAGUUUCUUGCCUACGGGUCCCCCCAGUCUGUGGGAGUCCUCUACCCAGAGUGGCUCGACGCUUUCCAGGAGGGCAAAGGACUGACUGCAUGGGUUGGGUCUCUGGUGUCUGGUGUCGGACUGAUUGCCAGUCCCAUCUGUAGUGCCUGCGUGAUCAACUUCGGCGCCAGACCUGUCACAAUCUUCAGUGGGGUGAUGGUGGCCGGAGGUCUCAUGCUCAGUGCUUUCGCACCCAACGUCCCAUUUCUCAUCUUCUCCUACGGAAUAGUUGUCGGGUUGGGCUGUGGGUUGGUGUAUGCUGCUACGGUGACCAUCACCUGCCAGUAUUUCGACAAGAGACGUGGCCUGGCACUCGGAAUAGUCACAACAGGUACAAGUGUUGGAGGUUUCCUGUACGCCACGGCCCAGAACGAGCUCAUCGAGCUCUUCGGACUGGAUGGGUGCUUGCUGAUCGUCGGUGCCCUCGCUCUGAACCUCAUAGCCUGCGCUGGACCAAUGCGGCCCCUGCACCUGCCAGGCUACUACCUCAAACAGAAAGCGGCGUACGAGAGAGCCGAGGAGCAGCACUUCUCACAGUCCGAGAAGCCCCCCGUCACUGAGGACCCCAUCAAGACCACCACGGGCACUGCCGAAAAAGGCCCGACUGUCAAUGACCUGCUGAUCACCGUGGAUGCCAAAGACGCGCUGGCCUACGAGAAGACCUUCCUGAGCAGCCUGUCCCUGGUGAAGAUAAUCAAGAAGAAGCAGAAGGCCUACGCCAAGUACUUCCACACCACGGCCGAGUUCCUCCACGACCGCGUCUUCACGUCUCUCUGCAUUGCCCUCUUCCUCUUUAGCCUGGGGGCGUUCCCACCUGUGCUCUUCAUGGAGGACGUGGCCCAGAGCGAGGGGCUCAUCGAUGGCGUCAGCAUCAUACCCCUGGUCUCCAUUGUUGCCAUCACCACCGGGCUGGGCAAACUGGUGCUGGGCAUAAUGGCCGACAUGCGUUGGAUCAACAGCCUCUACCUCUACACCUUCACCCUGGUUGGCACAGGCGUGGCCCUGCUGGUCAUUCCCGUGUCCAAGACCUACGUCGGUCUUCAGAUCCUCUCAGCGGUGGUGGGAUUCUUCUCUGGGAACUGGUCCAUCACGCCCUACGUCACUACCAAAAUCGUCGGCAUCGAGUCCCUGACCCAAGCCUAUGGGAUCUUGAUGUUCUUUGGCGGUUUCGGAAUUAUGCUUGGACCUCCAGUUGUAGGCUGGUUCUACGACUGGACACAGUCUUAUGACCUUGCAUUCUACUUCAGUGGAUCGUGUGUGUUGCUGGGAGGAAUCAGCCUCCUCCUCUCUGCUUUGCCUUGCUGGAACAAGAACAAGAAAGAAAACACCAGGGCUGACACUGAAUACACAAGCAACUGUGACAAAAUUGCCUCUGUAGCAUAAACAACGGCCUUCAUCUGCACUAAGAGGUAUUUGGCAGCAUUUCCCAUGUGUGAUGUUAACAACCACUGAAUAUGUAUUUUCCCCCCUUGCGAAAUGAGCUGUUUGGUGGGGAAAUAUGGUGCAUUAAAUUUUGCCUUCAAAGUUUCAUGCAUUUUGAGGCAACAGUUGAAAUGGAGUAGCCUUUUUUAAACUUGAAUGCAUUUCAGUUGAUACUGUUGACUGCUUCAUUAUAAGGCAUUAUCUUUCCUCUGUGUCUCUAAGCUGUAUUGAUAUGGCCUUGUUUUAAGAGGCUUUAGUACAGUGGUGUUUUUACACGUUUGAAAUACUGGAUUAUGUUUACUGUAAGAAUGCUGUUCAUUGUAUGAUUCUUACUCUACGUGUUGCUCAUGGAAAUGGCCUUCAAUUCUUUUAAUGUGGCUCAGUCAACGUUCGGAGAAAAACUGGUGUAGGUUUCUACAAUGAAACACCCUGCAUAAAUAUUCUAUAGAGACUGUUGAAAUGAACUACUUAGAGUAUUGAAUUGUGUUACCAUGCAAUUCCAAUUUCUUGAAUUCUUUUCACACACGUGUAUGUGAAUUUCAGGGAUUGGAAUAAAACAGGGAAUGCACUUUAAUGAACUCUGUACAACCGCACAAGAUUUUUUUUUCUAGAUUUUUUAAAAGAACAUUUUGGACUCAACUCAGUGUAAUAAACCAAAGCCCAAAGUCUGGGGGUCCUCACUGCUGGCUUUCAGCAUGCAACUGUAGCCUAAUGAAUAAAAGUGCCUUGCUUUCUGAACAAGUAGGCGCUGAAGCCGGGAUUCUCUCGCACGCUUACUAUCCAAAUGUCAGUAUGAACCAGCGACACUCCUCACAUUUAAUUAAAGCACAGCUUUUUGAAAAAAGUUCGACCAAUACAGGAUGUCAGAAGAGAAAUUAUUCAAAAAUACAGUCCAGUUUGUCAUUUGGCCGUCGGCUGUUAAUACUGUUUUUCAUGAGGCUGGUCCUAGUUCUGUGACUUGCAAGCAAUAGCCACUUACAUAUGUACAGCAGCUGUAUUUUGAAGACUUGUAGUCACAUUUGCCUACUCAUCAAGAACUCAUAGCUAGUGAGUUGAUUUUUUGUGAGGUUUGGUUUUGAAACAACAGUCAUAAAAGAUACUAGCCUUU